This is a messenger RNA of Capsicum annuum, 790 nucleotides long. Its product is annotated as G-type lectin S-receptor-like serine/threonine-protein kinase At4g27290. The annotation marks the transcript as partial. The record is from RefSeq and is a predicted model, not a curated record. Lineage: Eukaryota; Viridiplantae; Streptophyta; Magnoliopsida; Solanales; Solanaceae. The transcript has a single exon.
AUGGCACCGUAUCCCAAAGACUAUGAAGUAAAUACAAAUUUUGAGAAAUGCAUUUGCCACUUUCCAGAAGUUGAAACAUGGCAUCAUCUAUGGAAGCUAGUUUCUUCCUACUUUUUUCUACUGACUUUCUGCUCUUCUAUACACAAUAUUUUUUCUGCUACAACAACAGACUUAAUCACUACGAAACAGUCCAUCAUCGAUGGAGAAACUAUUGUUUCAUCCGAUGGAACCUUUGAGCUGGGAUUCUUCAGCCCCAGAGGUUCCUCAAAUCGAUAUAUUGGGAUAUGGUACAAGCAAAUUCUUCCUUAUGUCCAAACAGUUGUAUGGGUUGCAAACAGAGAAAAACCACUGACCAAUAGAUCUUCAGUUCAACGGAAGGUAAACGCGCCAGGAAUACUUGCUCUUCUCAAUGAAAAGAAUGAAAGUAUAUGGUUCACUAACACCUCAAGAGCAGUCCAAAAUCCAGUUGCAGUGCUCCUAGAUUCUGGGAAUCUUGUUGUUAAAGAUGCAAAUGAUAACAAUCAAGAGGAUUUCCUCUGGCAGAUCUUCCAUUUUCCAACAGAUACGCAUUUGCCUGACAUGAAGCUUGGCAAGAAUUUUAAAACUGGACAUGAGGUUUACCUUUCAGCAUGGAAGAACAAUAAUGAUCCAGCUCCAGGAGAAUUCAAUCGUACCAUUGAUCCUACUGGAUAUCCACAGGUUCUCACCAAAAGUGGCACAAAUGUAUUAAACCGUAUAGGACCAUGGAAUGGUUUACGAUGGAGUGGAGCACUGUUGGAGUCCCACAUCG